AUGAAUACAAUUUAUAAAACUCUUUGCUCACCAAAAAAAUUUAUAAUUGGAAAGAAUUUAUUAAAUGAUCCUUCAAAAUUUAUUAAAGAUUUUGGAAAUAAAUGUUUUAUUGUUUGUGAUGAGAGAUUAAUUGAUCAAGUAAAUCAAAAAACUGUAAAGUCUUUAGAAAAAGAGAAUAUUAUAUCUCACGUUGAAAAAUUUAAAAUUGAAUGUACAAAAAAUGAAGUUGAAAGAAUGUGUUCAAUUAAAAAAUCUAAAGGUUCAAAUGUAAUUUUAGGAAUUGGUGGUGGUAAAACAAUUGAUACUGCAAAAGCAAUGGCAUUUUAUGAAAAAUGUCCAGUAGUAAUAUUUCCAACAGCAGCAUCAACUGAUGCACCAUGUACAUCAUUAGCAGUUUUAUACAAAGAUAAUGGAGAAUUUGAUCAAUAUCUUUAUAUUCCAAAUAAUCCAGAUGUUGUUUUAGUUGAUCCAGUUGUUAUGGUUACUGCACCACCAAGAUUAUUUUCUUCAGGAGUAGGUGAUGCACUUGCAACUUAUUUUGAAGCAAGACAAUGUUUCCAAAGUUUUGGAAAUAAUUUAACCAAUACAAAACCAUCAUUGAUUGGAUAUAACCUUUCAAAAUUAUGCUAUAAAAUCAUAAGUGAAAAUAUUGAAAAAGCAAUGGAUUCUUUAAAUUGUAAAUCAAAUUCAAUUUCAUUUGAAAAUAUUUUAGAAGCAACAAUUUAUUUAAGUGGUAUUGGGGCAGAGAGUGGAGGACUUGCUGCUGCCCAUGCAAUUUCCAAUGGUCUAAGUUCAAUAGAACAAUUACAUUCCUCUCAACAUGGUGAAAAGGUUGCAUUUGGUUUAUUGGCUCAAUUGAUUUUAGAAGAUGCUCCAACUGGAGAAAUUGAAAAUGUAAUUAGAAUAAUGAAAAUUGCAAAACUUCCGAUGACAUUAGAGGAUUUAGGUUAUAAAAAUUGGAAUGAUGAAGAUAUUAAAAAAGUGGCUUCAAUUUCAAAUUUACCAUCAGAUACAAUGUCAAACAUGUUAAGAAACUUUGAAAAUGAUGAUAUCUUUAAUUCAAUUGUGGCUGCAAAUGAAAUGGGUAAAAGAUAUAAAAAAAUAUCAAUAGAAAAUUUAAAACCAAAUUAUCCAAUUUAA
Molecule: messenger RNA, 1140 nt
Organism: Dictyostelium discoideum AX4
Lineage: Eukaryota; Evosea; Eumycetozoa; Dictyosteliales; Dictyosteliaceae
Exons: 3
Coding region: 1-1140 (379 amino acids)
Molecular function (GO): oxidoreductase activity, acting on the CH-OH group of donors, NAD or NADP as acceptor; oxidoreductase activity; oxidoreductase activity, acting on CH-OH group of donors
Source: RefSeq, a predicted model, not a curated record